Messenger RNA from Talaromyces amestolkiae, 675 nucleotides. RefSeq lists its product as uncharacterized. The record is from RefSeq and is a predicted model, not a curated record. The coding region runs from base 1 to 675 and encodes 224 amino acids. Lineage: Eukaryota; Fungi; Ascomycota; Eurotiomycetes; Eurotiales; Trichocomaceae. The transcript has a single exon.
AUGUCCAUCUCAGUUGCCAUUCUGCUAUAUCAAGAUGUCGACCCCCUCGACUUCGGGGGCCCCCUAGGGAUUCUCUCGAGCUCUGUUCUCCAUGAUGCAUUCACAUUCACAAUCAUUGCCCAACAUGAACUCACAACAACGUGCGCUCAUCUGCGCGUACCGCGUGAUAUGUCUAUUGACGAAGCACAUGGAAAAUUGUCCCAAUUUGAUAUUCUACUAGUACCAGGCGGCUCUGUGGAUAGUUUAGCGGCUUUGGCUCAAAACACCGACUCGCCGGAAGUUAACUUCGUCAAGGCCUUCUCACAGCAAAGCGAGCGACCUUCAGGUUCGCGUCGACGAACGAUCUUCUCGGUCUGCUCAGGUGCUCUUAUUCUAGGUGCAGCGGGGGCCCUUGCCGGCAUGAACGCUACAACACAUCACCUCUGUCUAGACCUGUUGCGUGGUCAGUGUGCAAAGCAUGAGGAACGUACAAAUGUUGUGCACAGUCGGUAUGAGGUUGGAAAUUUGAGUCCAAAUGGUACCAGAGUAUUGACUGCUGGUGGCGUGACUGCGGGCAUGGACGCAGCUUGCUACCUGGUUUCCUUGGAGCUUUCAAUGGAUGAUGCUCUUGCGUCUGCAAAAAUGAACGAAUUCACUUGGCAGACGAAGGACCAGCUGAUAUAUCCCUCCUACUAG